UACUGAUCAGUGCACGAGCUCCUCACAUGGCCGCUGCUCAGAGUUUACCGAGGUGGGAGAGAGCAGCGAGGCUCGUUUUGUGUUUUCUCGGCUCGGUUCUGUCUGUUUAUGCUCUUCACGUGGAACUCUCCAGAGAAAGAGACUCCUCUUACAGGGCGAUGUGCGACCUGGGUGAAUCUGUGAGCUGCUCCAAGGUGUUUACCUCCAGAUGGGGACGUGGUUUUGGUUUGGUCCAGUUCUUCGUGGCCCAAGAUAGUCCUCUGAACCAACCCAACAGUUUGCUCGGCAUCAUAUUUUAUACUCUGCAGAUGGGCCUCGGUUAGUGUGUUAUUGUCCUCAGAAAAUUACAGAGUUGUGUUUUUAAGCUGGAACCUUGUGUUUAUCAUGGUUCGGUUAGACUGACUCUGUCUACAAAAGCAGCACUGGCCCUCGUCCUCUCCUCCUGGGUGUCCAUUGUUGGUUCGCUUUAUCUAGCAUCCAUCCUUGCUUUUGUUCUGCAGGAUUUCUGCAUGGUGUGUGUGUCCACAUACAUAAUCAACUUUGCGCUGCUCUACACCAACCUGAAGCGAAGGAAAGCAAUUGAAGGAAUGAAGAAAAAAACUGCAUAAAUGAUACUCACCUGUCUGCAUCAACAAAGCAACAUUUUAGCAACAUUUUUAGUAUUUUUGAAGAAAAACUCCUGAAAAUAAUCUCAGAAGAUCUUAAUAUAAAAAAAAAA
Messenger RNA from Nematolebias whitei (Rio pearlfish), 718 nucleotides. RefSeq names its product vitamin K epoxide reductase complex, subunit 1 (gene vkorc1). Gene Ontology annotation, molecular function: vitamin-K-epoxide reductase (warfarin-sensitive) activity. The record is from RefSeq and is a predicted model, not a curated record. NCBI's taxonomy places the organism in Eukaryota, Metazoa, Chordata, Actinopteri, Cyprinodontiformes, Rivulidae. Gene Ontology annotation, biological process: peptidyl-glutamic acid carboxylation; vitamin K metabolic process. The transcript has 3 exons.